AUGCAAACUCGUGCACGAGAAACUCGAGAAGAAACAACAGUCACAAGGACCACGGAUGUCAGCAAACUCAUCACCUUGGACCUCGGAAAUCCGACUCAAGCCGGAGAUUUAAAAUUGAACUUGAGGAAGCGCGCUUCCGACCUCUCCGAAUGGUCGCACAGUGAACCCGAAGACUUGAACAUCUACGAUCCUCGGCUUUGGGAGUGUUUCGGCGAUUUUUAUCCACCAGAGCGCGAUCGUGCAACGGUUGGAGGACGUCCGUUCGGAAUAAUCCGGCCUUUCCUAAUAUUGGAUCGAUGGUUGGCGUUCCAGAAGAAGAGGUGGGCUACAUUGGGGAUGUUUUUACAGGCCUGUUAUGAUUGGUGGUAUGGAGUUGAACAGGUGGGAUUUUUCUUCGAUUUUUUUGGAUUUUAGGUACUAAAUUGAGUUUUUGGCUGGUAUAAAAUGGAAUUGCCUUUGGAAGAGCGAAAUUUGACAAGGUAUAGUUGAUACUGUCAAUAGUAGAGUGUAUUCGGUCGUUUACAUCAGGGUUUUCCUCAAAAUUCAAAAAUUAUUGCAAUAAUUAGCUAGAUGCAUAGUGCAACAUCACAUUUUGCGCAAUUUUUUAAACUGAAUUGGAUAGAAUAAGAAAUAGGCAAACGGGAGGGACAGUGUUUCUUGCCCUUUGAUCGUUUUUAGUGAACAAGCAGCAAUUUGACUUUAAUUUAGGGACCUGGUCAGAAAUACUUGACGGAUUUCGAGGCUCAAACUCGGCCAAAACCCAUUGAAGGAAAAGAGACUCAAUCAACAACUAAUCAGGCGACUAACGUUACUGCCGUCACCAAAGUGGAUCUGAAGCCGAAGCCCAAACCGAAAGGUCUUACCGAAUGGAUCGUUGACGACAGCCAUGACGAAGAAAGCUGGGCCGAUCCCGAUGACAGCGACUCUAUGCCUCUGGAAAAUGAUCUAUGGCCUGUGUAUGAGAUUUUCAAGGAUCGGGGGGUGAGUUGUAGAUGUCUUUGAUCAAUUUUUUAUCAUUUUAGGUAGGUCUCGACACCGAUGGAGACAUAUCCGACCUGGAGUUUUUGCCAGGGAAAAGAUGCGUGAAGAAAAAGAAAAAGCUUGGUGGUGUACCAAAAGAUCUGCAAUUUAUCACGGAAGAUAUUUGGGAUCGAAUCAUCGGUGAAACAGUGUAGGUUAUUUUAAUUUUUUGUUGAAACUUUAGGGAUGGAAGAAAAGAAGUUUGCGCUAGACUAGGUUUCGUGUUUAUCAAUCGAAAGGAUCUUUGGGCUCUUUUCGAGCGAUAGCGACAUGUUCCGUUGUGGUCUAGUGGUUAGGAUUUGCGGCUCUCACCCGCAAGGCCCGGGUUCGAUUCCCGGCAACGGAAGAAAGUUUUUUUUUGAAAUAUAAAUAAAAUGGCCAUUGUAUUCUAGGUGGCAGUUUUAAAUCGUUAGUUUUUUAAAGCUACGACAAAAAAUAUUUUCUGUUGAGACUUUUUUGACGAUUUUUUAUUGGAUUUCUCUGAAAUUUCUGGUCUUUUUAGCCCCAUUCCAUCGUUUGCCCUGGAGAUGUCAGCCAAACGCGUCAAAGAGGAGGAAGACAUGGAGCAAACAAGAAUCAAGAAUCUCAGGAAUUCAGCUUGUUCAAACGCUGGCAGAUCGAGAAACAGGAUGCAGAAGAGAAAGGCUGAGUAA
Messenger RNA from Bursaphelenchus xylophilus (pine wood nematode), 1673 nucleotides. Lineage: Eukaryota; Metazoa; Nematoda; Chromadorea; Rhabditida; Aphelenchoididae. The record is from the annotation of a GenBank genome assembly.